This is a messenger RNA of Girardinichthys multiradiatus, 960 nucleotides long. RefSeq names its product MICOS complex subunit MIC26-like. Gene Ontology annotation, cellular component: MICOS complex. Bases 137 to 709 code for a protein of 190 amino acids. The record is from RefSeq and is a predicted model, not a curated record. The transcript has a single exon. Lineage: Eukaryota; Metazoa; Chordata; Actinopteri; Cyprinodontiformes; Goodeidae. Gene Ontology annotation, biological process: cristae formation.
GUAUUUAUAACCAUCUCUGCAGUUAAAUUGUUUUCGGAUUACCACAUUUGUUUCGCGGCUUUUUCAAAGAAUCGGCCCCAGUACGUCAUGUCCCUUAGCGGACUCCGUAGCCAGUGCAUAUGGAACCUCAGGGAUCAUGUUGAAGGUGACAGGUAGAACCAUGCCGGGAGCCUUUAGUUUCCUGCCGUUCACCGUGUUUGCGGCUGAUGGUGUCGGUAACGGAGAGAAAGAAGCCAUAUCUCCGGUAAACCUGGAGGAGCUGUCCCUGUACACCGCCCCUCCUCCGCCGCAGAAUAUCCGGCAUGCGGAGCCAGAAGCGGGUCAGCUGGAGGAGACUGUCGCCACCGUGACGAAGUUAGCUGAGCCGUACGCGGCUUGGUGUCAGGGAACUUACGCUAAAAUUCAACCCAAAGUUCAGAGGGUCGUCCAGUUCGGGAACGACACUUACGCCUACCUGCAGAACCCUCCCAAGGACUUCUACCCCAGGGCGGGAAUCAUCGGUUUGGCCGGAGUCAUUGGGCUUUUUCUGGCCAGAGGAUCGAGGAUUAAGAAAGUCAUCUACCCAGCGGGCUUAAUGACCCUGAGCGCCUCCCUGUACUACCCGGAGCAGGCUGCGGCCAUCGCCAAGUCCACCGGAGACUCCGUGUACGACGCCGCGGUGCAGAGCUACGCUGCUAUGGAGAAGAUCCUGAAGUCUCAAAGCAAAUAAAAAAAAAAAAAGUGACGAAAAGAAACGACUGAGUCCUCCAGUUUUAACCAAAACAAACCAAACAUCAAGCUUCAUUCCCUGAUCUUCCUGGAUGGAGCUUUGAAAUUUGACUUUGAUGCUCACUCUUUGCACUAUGCUUGACUUGUAACUCAGGAUUCCCAGCUUUAAAAUGUACCUCUGCUUCUGAUGUCAAUGUAUAUUUAUGUAGAAAAUACCUGCUUGGCUUAGAUUAAAAAUCAGGGUUUGACACA